This is a messenger RNA of Punica granatum (pomegranate), 2821 nucleotides long. Lineage: Eukaryota; Viridiplantae; Streptophyta; Magnoliopsida; Myrtales; Lythraceae. The record is from RefSeq and is a predicted model, not a curated record.
AAUGCUGCAAAAUGCUAAAUCUUUUUCUUUUUCCUAUUUUUCCUCCCCUCAGAAUCAAUUCAUUCCAUAAUGAGAUGAAAUUCAUUCUCCUUCCACCAUAGACGACAGAGAGAUUCAUCCGUUCGGAGAUGAUGACAUGAAUGAAAUUCAUUCCUCCCCUUUUCCUCCAUUAAAAAGGCUCACCAUUAGCUGCUGCUGCUGCUAAAAUCACAGAGGAUUCAUUUCUUCCUCCUCCUCCUUCAUCAAUCCUUGGAGGAAACAGACAGUGGGCAGGGCAGUCUGCGGAGAGCAGCUGAGCCAAAGGCAGUAAUGGGGUUUUCGGUUUCAUCCCAUUUGCAGCUUCUGCUGUUUGUCCUGCUUUCCUCUGCUCUGCAGACCCCCACCUUUGCCCUGAAAAAGCCUUACAUCGUGUACUUAGGAUCGCACUCUCAUGGCACGAACCCCACAUCGGCCGACAUCGGCAGCGCCACCAACUCACAUUACAGCUUACUUGGUUCGCUCCUCGGGAGCACUGAGAAGGCGGAGCGCUCCAUCUUCUACUCCUACACCAGAUGCAUCAACGGCUUCGCAGCGCUCCUCGAAGAAGACCAAGUUGGGGAGAUCGCGAAGCAUCCAGACGUGAUAUCAGUUUUCCCGAGCAAGGGGAGGAAGCUGCACACGACGAGGUCAUGGGAGUUCAUGAGAUUAGAAAGGGAUGGAGCGAUUCCUUCAAAAUCGAUAUGGAACAAGGCACGAUAUGGAGAAGACACGAUCAUUGCCAACCUUGACACAGGCGUCUGGCCCGAAUCUAAGAGCUUUAGUGACGAAGGGAUAGGACCGGUCCCAUCGAGGUGGCGGGGAAUCUGUCAGCAUAACUCUACAGACGGGUUCCGUUGCAACAGGAAGCUCAUCGGCGCGAGGUACUUCAACCAGGGGUACGCUGCUUAUGCCGGCAGCUUGGUCUUCAACUCGGUGCGGGACAGUGAAGGUCAUGGAACCCACACUCUCUCCACAGCAGGGGGCAGUUUUGUCAAGGGGGCCCAUGUGUUCCGUCAAGGCAAGGGGACUGCCAAGGGAGGAUCGCCCCGGGCUCGUGUUGUAGCCUACAAGGUGUGCGGGCCACCGAUAGAUGGCCAUGAGUGCUUUGAUGCGGACAUCCUUGCAGCCUAUGAUGCGGCCAUAGGCGAUGGGGUGGAUGUGAUAUCGAUGUCGCUCGGAGGGGAUCCCGCUGACUUCUUUGAAGACGGGAUAGCCAUCGGAUCAUUUCACGCGGUCCAGAGCGGGAUCACGGUUGUUGCCUCUGCAGGGAACUCUGGGCCGUCCCCUGCCACCGUUUCCAAUGCCAGCCCCUGGUUGAUCACCGUGGGGGCCAGCACGAUCGACCGAGAGUUUACGAGCUACGUUUCGCUUGGCCCAAAGAUGCACUUCAAGGGUGCAAGCCUUUCAGAUAAAGCCUUGCCAGAAGAGAAGUUCUAUCCAAUCAUCCGUGCUGCGGAUGCUAAACUUCCGGGUGCUCCUGAUGUAGACGCUGAUCUUUGCAAGGAGGGCACCCUCGAUCCGCAGAAGGCAAAGGAGAAGAUACUGCUCUGCCUCCGGGGAGAUAACGCGAGGGUCGACAAGGGCCAGAAUGCUGCUUCAGCUGGAGCUGUCGGGAUGGUCUUGGCAAAUGAUGAGGCGAACGGGAACGAUAUCACUGCAGAUGCGCAUGUCCUUCCAACUUCGCACAUCACUUACGAGGAUGGGCAAGCACUCUAUGCAUACAUCAAAUCGAACAAGGCUGCGAUGGCUUACAUAACCCGAGUAAAGACAGAACUAGGGAUAAAGCCCGCACCGUUCAUGGCUUCGUUCUCAUCUCGGGGACCUAACAUGAUCGAGGAAGGGAUUCUCAAGCCUGAUAUCACUGCUCCAGGGGCAAACAUCAUCGCUGCAUUCACGAAGGCAGCAAGCCCGACUGACCAACCAUACGACAAGCGCCGCACGCCUUUCAUCACGAUGUCGGGUACCUCAAUGUCAUGCCCUCACGUUGCUGGUGUCGUCGGUCUCCUGAAGACCAUGUACCCGCAUUGGAGCCCUUCAGCGAUUAAAUCCGCAAUCAUGACCACCGCCAGAACGCGAGAUAACAACAACAACGAGACAAUGCUAGAUGCGUCCUUCAAGAGAGCUACUCCAUUCGACUAUGGUUCCGGGCACAUAAGACCAAACCGGGCCAUGGACCCAGGCCUCAUCUACGACCUGUCAGUCGACGACUAUGUCAACUUGCUCUGUGCCGAGGGCUACAACAGGAGCCAGAUAGCGGUGUUCACUAACAAGACCUACGCAUGCCCCGAGAAAGCCCGAGUGGCAGACCUCAACUACCCCUCGAUCACGGUCCCCAACCUCGGGGACAAGGGGAUCGUCGUCAACCGGUGGGUGAAGAACGUGGGGCCUCCUGGCACAUACACUUCUCGUGUCAGGGCUCCAGUGGGAGUGUCAGUCAAGGUCAGCCCGGCAGUCCUGACGUUCGAGAGGGCUGGGGAGGAGAAGACAUUCAAGGUGGUGCUGAAACCGAAAGAGCCCCAGAAGCCCCUGGACUACGUGUUCGGGGAGCUGGUGUGGUCGGACGGGAAAGGGCAUGUCGUGAGGAGUCCCAUAACUGUGAAGCACGUAUGAUGGAUGGGGGUUAGAGAUAGAUUAGUCCCAUAACUGUGCUUUGGAUGUUCGUGUUGGGUUUUGGUAAAUAUUUUGCCUUAGAGGAUUAAUAGUCAAAUAUUGAUUUCCAUUGGCGGGGGGAAAAGGGUGAAUUAUUGGUCAAUUUUUACAUUUUUAGAUGUUAAUAAUAAAAGGGUUGGUGAACAAUUCUCAA